This is a messenger RNA of Galleria mellonella (greater wax moth), 8040 nucleotides long. RefSeq names its product sodium/hydrogen exchanger 3 (gene Nhe2). Lineage: Eukaryota; Metazoa; Arthropoda; Insecta; Lepidoptera; Pyralidae. The transcript is spliced from 20 exons. Gene Ontology annotation, molecular function: sodium:proton antiporter activity. Gene Ontology annotation, biological process: proton transmembrane transport; sodium ion transport; regulation of pH. Gene Ontology annotation, cellular component: membrane. The record is from RefSeq and is a predicted model, not a curated record. Bases 302 to 3646 code for a protein of 1114 amino acids.
AGCCUGCCGCCCGCGCGUAUCUCGCGCUUCACAUGCGCCCCGCGAUCAAUAAAUGACUAACCUCAUAACAACUGCAAAUCUCACCACAAAACAAUCACUAUCGAUUGAACUCCACCGCCGUUGACGACACAGAAUCUCUUAUCUCGCUGUUGCAAUAUACGCAUGGAGUUCAAUCGUGUGUGCCUCUGAAGCAGUCUGUCAACAACUAGUAUAAAUGUAUUAGUGAAGACUAAAUAUGCACCAAAAUAUUGUUAAUAAAAAUCUAUUUGUAUGUGUGUGUAACCGAUGAGUUGAGUGCGCCAUGACGUCCCUGAAGCAUGGAGUCAAUUUGAGCAGGCGGGCAUGCAGGCGGGCCCUCGCGCUGCUGGUUGCAGCGGCUUUAUUCCCGAUUGCAUAUGCUACGCCUAUUGAGAGCACCACAAGACAAAAUCCGUCCAUUACUGUCGAUGGGAGCUCCACAUACCCGGGACUCGGGUUUGGCCCGAUGGGUCCCGUGGUGCCACUGCCCGGCGAGCCACUUGGCACCCAACUGCGUCAAAACCAAGAGACCACUACCGAACUACCGGCCACCAUCAAGCCGAAGAAAGAAAGGACCUUCGUGAUCGCCGCCUUCGAGUUUCAUAGGGUGGAAACACCGUUCCUGAUUGGACUGUGGAUCUUUUUCGCUAGUAUUGCUAAAAUCGGUUUUCACAUGGCGCCGAGAUUUUCGAAGAUGUUUCCGGAAUCAUGCCUCCUUAUCUUCGUCGGAGUACUUAUUGGUGCCUUGUUGUUAAGCACCCACAGCGUUCACGUUCAACCACUGACGCCUGAUACAUUCUUCCUGUACAUGCUGCCACCGAUUAUUUUGGAUGCCGGAUACUUUAUGCCAAACAGAUUAUUUUUCGAUCACCUUGGAACGAUUUUAUUAUUUGCUGUAGUUGGGACCGUUUUCAACACUUUGACCAUCGGAGCAUCUUUGUGGGCAUGUGGUCAAACCGGAAUGUUUGGAUGCACUACACCACUACUGGACAUGCUUCUAUUUGGUGCUCUCAUCUCGGCGGUGGAUCCAGUCGCCGUCCUGGCUGUAUUCGAAGAAAUUCAUGUGGAUGAAGUCUUGUACAUAGUAGUCUUCGGAGAAUCACUCUUGAAUGACGCCGUUACUGUGGUCCUGUAUCAUAUGUUUGAAGCUUACACAGAAAUGGGCCCGUCUCGCCUAAUGUACACCGACUUCCUAGCUGGUUUGGCCUCUUUUCUGGUAGUCGCAGUGGGAGGCACCUGCAUUGGUGUUGUCUGGGGUUUCGCCACAGGACUUGUUACACGGUUCACCCAUGAGGUCCGUGUCAUUGAGCCCAUUUUUAUUUUCGUCAUGGCAUAUUUAGCGUAUUUAAACGCUGAAAUGUUCCAUAUGAGUGGGAUACUGGCGAUAACAUUUUGUGGUAUUACAAUGAAGAAUUACGUCGAGGCAAACAUAUCGCACAAAUCUCACACCACGAUCAAAUACACGAUGAAGAUGCUCUCGUCCUCAUCGGAGACUAUCAUCUUUAUGUUCCUCGGUGUCGCCACCGUGAACAAUAACCACGAUUGGAACACGUGGUUUGUGUUACUCACCAUUGUUUUCUGCUCAAUCUUUCGGAUUAUAGGCGUGUAUAUAUUUAGCGCAGUAGCUAAUAAGUUUCGAUUGCACAAACUAAAUAGGGUCGAAAAAUUUGUUAUGUCAUACGGAGGUCUCCGAGGCGCAGUCGCUUUUGCAUUGGUGCUAUUAAUAGACCCAGAAGUGGUGAAACUCCAACCUAUGUUCGUCACUACUACUAUAGCAGUAAUAUACUUCACAGUAUUUAUACAGGGCAUCACAAUAAAACCCUUAGUCAAAAUACUAAAUGUCAAAACAGCAGAAAAGAGGAAACCGACCAUGAAUGAAAGAAUACAUGAAAGGUUUAUGGACCACCUGAUGGCAGGUAUAGAGGAUAUUUUAGGUAAACACGGAAAUCACCACAUGCGUGACAAAUUCAAGAGAUUUGAUAAUCGUUUUAUUAGGCCGUUUUUGCUUAGAAAUUAUCAGGGCGCAGAACCAAAAAUUUUGGAGACGUACUCAAAAUUAGCUAUGAAAGAUGCUAUAGAAUAUAUGCAAAGAAAUGCUUCUACUAUUGGCAACAUAUCUGGUGCCGAAUCGAUGUCAGCUAUAUUUAAGAACUAUACCAAUGCGAAUUUCAAUGGAAGUCCAAGCUUCAGCCAACUGGACUCUUCAACAUGGAAUAUAGACAUGCAAGAAUUGGAGUAUAAUCCAUCGAAGAAAGAUUUAACCGAUGCCAAAAUUCACCACUUGUUAGCUGAGGAAUUGUGCAAACCAUUCAGACGUCAUCGACGUCUGAGCUACAGUCGCCAUGCUGUAAAUGAUAGGGACCUCGGCAUUCAGCAGGUGAACUACAAAACCCACAUGAAUAUACGGCGGCGGGUUGGCGAUCGGAAGCAUCACCAUAAACGCAGUAAACGUGGAAAGCAGGAUGGCAAAAACCAUGUCACUUUCCCAGAAUUCCAGCAAAACGGUUCGGCCAAACAGUUCACGCACGGUAAAAAAAAGUAUUAUAGAUUAGACUACAUAGACGAGGUGCUACAAGAGGACUGUGAGGAACGUGAGCCGCGCCGGGAAGGUGAUGACGGCGGUAUUACAUUUACUGCCAAAUCUCCGCCUGGAUAUAAAGAAGUCAGUCCGACGUCCUCGCAUAAAGAGAAUAGUAGUUCGCUUUUAAACCAGUUGGCUAAUCUACCUGGAUUCAAUCCUUUGAAAGCGAGAAUUGUAAAGCAAUACGCUAAAACACCCGAAGAGAUACUGCCGACAGCUGUUGAGAAAUCCUUACCGUGGAGAAGGGACAGAUCCACGUAUAACUUUGUGCCCAAUGAAGACAUCCUUGAAGAAGACGAGAGAAGAAUGUCGGAUGAAAACGACACGUAUAUGACAGUGGCGGAAACAGCGCGCGUCGCCACCCCUACGGCAACCGAGACCAUGUUGCCAUGGAAACGGGAGGAGGCAGAGGGCUCCGGCGCACUCAAACAAUCAGAAUUUCCGUCGUGGGCAUCCAACAAAGAAUAUCUUGCUUACAGCUCACCCUCAGCCACUUUUCUAGGUGGUAUAGAGAAGCCAAAACAUCCGAAAUCUAUCAUAGGUCUCUUCCGAAGAGAGAGCUCUGGUUCGACGCAGGGCGCAAUGGAGGCUGGAGCGUCAGAUUCUGACGGAGGGAGUAGAGGGGAAAGUAGUAAGGGAGAAACAUCUUCUAACAAAGGCGAGAGUACAGGGCAAAUACGCCAAGGGCCUAGCUUACUAUCGAAGAGGAGUACGAGCCUUGGAGGUCCUUCGGUGCUGCUGAUGGAGGACGUAGCACACUCAGACCCAUUGGGUGCAUCCUCUCGCCCUGCCAGCAUAAUGCAAGGUCCGCAUCGGGGACAAUGUAGGAGGGGAUCCAUGUUGGAGUUAACUGGAUCAUUAUCUCGUGACGCUAUCACAGAGGAAAAAUGCAGCAAAUCUUUACCAGAAAGCGAGCGUAUGGGAGUCAGACGGCUACCGCUUGGCCAGCAAAGCCUGCCACGAGAACCAUUCAUUCGUCAACUGACUAUGGCGUCCACACUCCUCACUAGUUCCUCUUCAGACGAAUCCUCCGACGACAACACCUGAGUACCCCGUCGUGGUGACCCCGACAGGUUACCACUUCUGAAGUAUAGAACCUUAGAGUAAAGUGAAUAUAAAUGAUAACAUGAAAGUUUUAAACAAACACUUUCUAAUGAGUGCUGUGAAUUUGUGUAGUUCAUUAAAUUAGCUCUAAUAAAUUGACUUAAAAGCGCGUUAAUUGUAAUUUAAUUGUGUGUAAACAAACCUUAAAUUAAUACUGACAUAAUUGAAAUAAAUUGAAUGUCUAAGAAAUAUAUUGAUACUAUUAAUUAAAAUGAAAAUAAUCUGUAAUUGAUAAUAGAGUGAACUAUUUUCUCCUCUUAUGUCUUAGAGUUUUUGAGCAAAUUUUAAUUUGAAUGUAAACUGCUCCUGUUUAUAUUAAAUAUAUAAUUUAAUUAUUGGAUAAAUUAUUUUUAUAUGCUGUUGUAAAUACUCUAAUGACGCUAAUAUGGUUAUUUAUCAAUAUGGUAUACUUAGGUAUUUUGUUAAUUUUGGACAGCAAUUGUUGCCAAUGACAAUACUAAAAAAAAUUUGCCCACAAUAUAAUGUAGAUGGGUAUAUAUUUUAUGAUUUAAGUAGGGCAAUUUAGAGUGUAAUUUUAAAUGUCAUUACUAGAAUUGUAUUAGCUAUAUUGCGUGUGGUGUUACGUUAUGAAAAUUGCUAUAUACAUACAUACAUACUAUAUUAAGUACUUUUAAUAUUUAUGAUUUUUUAAUAGAAUACAUAAUUCAAACCAUAGAUAAUAGAACAAAAUACCUUCUUAACAAGAGUACUUAUUUUAUGUUUGUACUGCAGUUUUUACUGUAGAUAUUUACAAUCGUAUGUACAAGUACAUAUUACCGUCAAUCAAAUUACCAUUACAAACCCCAUAGGACAAUACGUCCUAAAUAAAAUAAAAUAUUCUGGUUUAUAAAACAAAAAGUCAUUAUUAAAGUUAUUAGACGAAAAGAUGAUCCGGAAAGACGUCUACUUUGAUAAAUACUUAAUUAAGAUUUAUUGAUUACAUAUAAGUACGUAAGAAAGGUAUCAUGACAUCGACAUCCAUGGUACUGUUCAUGUUUAUAGGAGAUGUUUGCCAUUUUGUAUCAGGUGGGCCGUCAACUUGUUUACCAUUCUAAAUUACAUAAAAAAAAAAUAUCAUAGAUAAAAUAUUUUUUCUGUGGUAUUCCUUAUCGUACUUCUUUGUAUUUUAAACAAUAUAUUUUGCAAUGUAUUUGAUGUUUAUUUAUGGUCAGUGGCCUUUAUCAGCAAGACGCCUUUAAUAAUCACAUGAUCUAAAAUGUUAUAGUGCCAAUUUGCCAAUUUUGAAAGUUAGCCAUAUUAGUUAACCAACGAAAUUUCAACUUUCAAGGUAAUUCAGAAUUUCUAUACCUACAUAGAUAAUAGUUUUAAAUAUAUUGAACAUAUUCAUUACAGUUUGUUACAAAAUUUGAUUAAGAAAAAAAUUUGUGACUGUAAUGAACAUAAAGUUUUGUAGCAUCCGGCCUAUCCAACACUAACAUAUCUAGGCCUAAAAUGUGAAAAGGAAAAUGGGUAAAAAUAUACGACAGUUUAGAUAGGUACAUAGUAAAAAAAUAUAUUAUAAUUUUAGUCAAAGCUAAGAGUGAUAUAUAAAUAUCGCAUUUUCCGCAACGGUAUCAUAGCGACCCAGUCAUAGUAAUGAUUUCUAUUCUCAUCUACGUUUUCUAUAUAUAAACUUUUUGCUUAUAUUGGGAUGAAAUUGCGUUACAUAAUAUGUUUCCAACAAUUUCUUAAUAUUAACAGUAUUUGGUUGAUUUAUUAUUGCAAGAAUAUAUGAGUAAUAUAAUGUUUUUAAUAAGUACAUACAAUUACGAGUUUUUGGUCUAAAACUUUAGCCAAAGUCGAAACAAAAUUAAAACAAUAAGAUUAACCACUGAAAGCGAAAGCAUAAACGUAGAGUUUGAUGUAGCUCGUCGCUCCUUAAGGGAUACUAAUUGUCAAACGCUACGCACUGCGUAAUUGUUAUAAGAAUAAGCAAGAGAUGUAUUAAUAUAUAAGCAUUUAGCUUUCUAUUGUUUCUGCCUAUCCCAAUAGAAGACCGGCGUGAUAGACAUGUAUGUAUUAAGUAUUAACAGUAUUUAUAUUGUACAAGUCUACUUGAAUUGAAAGUCAAGUACUACUGUUCGUGUGAGGAUAAUGACUUCUGAUGUCUAUAAUCUCUAGGCCGCUUUCCUUUGAUUGAAUGAUUCCUUUGAUCCAAUGAAAAUUAAGUAUUUUUAAACAAACGAAACCUAAAUUUGAAAACUUCAGAGAUUUAGGGCUGUCGAUUCGAUCCAGUCUAGUCAAUACAUUAUAUUAUAUUUUAUAUUAAGAUGUUAAGGAAUACUUAGUCAGUUUCUAAGUUCUAAGAUUUAAAGAUACCGAAUGCGUGGUAUAAAGCAAGGUUUUGGUCGAAUUUUACGACGAACGACUUUUAGCUUUGACUAAAAAAUUACUUGGGUCGGAGAGUAGUUAGGUAUGCAGUUGUAGUCAAGUAUGUCGGUAGGUUAUUGACUAUUAUAUUACUUUUUCGUUUUAGUUUUUUGUUCUGCUAAUAUUUUCGGCAUACAUGUAUACCUGUCUUAAUGUAUGUAGGUAUUCAGUACUUUUUAAAUUCUCUGUCAUUGGCAAUUUGACGUCAGCAUGUUUGAUAUUAAAAUAAUUAGCUAUAAUAAAGCUUUGAUAAUAAUGUGGAACGAGAUGUUAAAUUGUUACUUAGAUUAAUUGUUUAUGAAACAUGCUAAUGGGAAUGUAUGUUAAUUGUCCCGUUUGUAAGUAAUUAGUACAAUAAUAGUGAUUAAAUUACAAUAAGUAGGACUAUUUUAUUUAAAAAAAAAAGUAGGUAUUAAAUGGAAUCCACAUAGGUACUUUUGAUGUCUGUAAAAAAAUAUGUUUAUAUAACUUAUCAAUUUAUUAACCCUUUGAGAUGUUUUACGUCAGAUCCAUAACUGUGACUUUUUUGACGAAUUUCGGUGCUAAAGACCAUGAUAAGCAUCUGACUUGAAAUUGUGUGAACAUAUAAUAAAUAUUAAAUAUGAUAUUUUUGUGAACCUAAUAUGAAAUUUGUAGAUACUUAUCGCAUGUAUUUAGCCCCUUACGACCACACAAACAUAAUCUUUGUUGAUGUAAAAAAAAAUGCUUUCGAGUUUACAUAGUGUGCACAAUUUUGAUAAAUGAGUCCCCCUCGACAAAGUCACGAGGGUUGUGAUAUUGUAUAUAAGUACAUAAUACUAAUAAUAAGAGUUGCUUAUUCAUUAUACCUAUUUAAAUUAAUUGUUGAAAUUGUACAUAAGGAUUAAAUAAAGAUACAACAUCGACAAUAGUAUAGGUAGCGUGUUUUAUGUUGUCAUUUGUGUUUGUCAAUUGUGUUCCAUUAAAAUUGCAGAGUUCACUUGAGCGGCUUCUUCUAAGUAAGAAUAUGAUUAUUGCAUAAAUAUUAGAUCUUGUAACAACUUUACCUAAGUACUAUUAAUCAAUUUUUUCAAUGGUUACAAAGUACUAGUGUACAUACAUCGCAAAUAACUCUGCUUGAUUGAAGUUUAACAUUAUAUAAAAACGGUGCAAACUAAACAUUUUUAAUUAUUUAAAAAGUAUUAGACAGUACUCAUAUAAUGUUUUUUUUUCUAUGUUAGUUGAAACAGCACUAAAGUCUCAAUAAAUGGCAUCAUAUGAGUAUAAAAUGUUCUACUGAGUUUUAUGGAGGGGAAUACUAAAUGAAGUACUUAAUAAAGGAAAAUAGAUGACCGAAAGCUUUAAAUAUUCUUACUAAAUAUAACAUCAUCUUCAACAACGUAGAGUCAAUUUUAGGAAACUUUACGUAGGUAGCAUUUCAAAACGGUAUAAUGAAUGUUCACACUAAAGCGAACUCAGUAUUGGAAACCAAAUAGUAUUAUAAUUAUAAUUAAGUAUUUGUAAAAAUAUUCAAUAUUAUAAUCUCAUGCAAUAGCACUACAGAAACAAGCUUUUGUAAGAAAUAUGGUGUGUCAAUUGAAAAAAAUAGUGCCUAGUAAAGAACACGUUAUUAAAAUGUAGUUGACACUUUCAUGCGAUCUGAACUUACGGAAAAAAAUGUGUUUCUGUAUAAUUUAUUUAGAAUAGCAGAAUUACCUAUAGAUAGUACGUAAAUGGCAUUCAGUUGUUUAUAAUUUCUCAAAUAUUAUAUAAGUUUAUAAAGAAAAUACGAUUGCUAUCACAUAAAUUCUAAAACUGUCAUCAUAUGGUUUUGUUUGAUACUUAUAGGUUACCUAGUUGAUGUGAAUUAAGAGUUAAUGAAAUAUUUUACUUAAUGAUCUCUUUAUCCUGUAGAAUUUUUUUUAUAUAUAGAAAUGUUUGAAAUAGGUAGGUAAUAACUAAGAUCUAGGGGCUGGUGAAAUAUUUUAUUAAAGAUCUCGUAUGCGGCA